Molecule: messenger RNA, 381 nt
Organism: Aureobasidium namibiae CBS 147.97
Lineage: Eukaryota; Fungi; Ascomycota; Dothideomycetes; Dothideales; Saccotheciaceae
Exons: 1
Coding region: 1-381 (126 amino acids)
Biological process (GO): regulation of DNA-templated transcription
Molecular function (GO): zinc ion binding; DNA-binding transcription factor activity, RNA polymerase II-specific
Source: RefSeq, a predicted model, not a curated record
AUGUCGCCAGCCUCUCUUCCAUCGCACUCUCGUAAGACGUCGACUGCUUCCACCAUCAACUUCCAGCAUCAGCUCGGCAUCGACGAGGAAGAUCUGUCAACCAAACCUCGCUGCCAGAGAUGCCGCAAGAGUAAGAAGGGUUGCGAUCGUCAGCGACCUUGUGGACGCUGCAAGGAUGCCGGUAUUGGCAUUGAGGGCUGUGUCAGCGAAGACGAGGGCAACGGUCGCAAAGGACGCUAUGGCCGUCACAUGGGUGUACCGGUCAAGAAGUCCGACCUCGGUUACGACACUUACGAUACUGUACCCAUCACCGCUGCUGGCGGUACUGGUGAGUUCCUCGCACCUGCCCUUCCUGACAAGAACAAGAAGAGGAAGCGUUGA